Molecule: messenger RNA, 170 nt
Organism: Perkinsus marinus ATCC 50983
Lineage: Eukaryota; Perkinsozoa; Perkinsida; Perkinsidae
Exons: 1
Source: RefSeq, a predicted model, not a curated record
AUGAGACUCCAUCACGAAACGGGUUUCCUAAUGACGCUUACUCUGACGUCGGAGAUAUAUGCCUCGGCCAUAGGGGGCAAGCAGGAAGUAGAGGCUGUACAGGGCAGUUCGACUGCCUUCAACUGUACUGUAAAGCAGAUCCUCAUCGGUCAGUCGGACGAAGGGACAAG